AAGAUCCGAAAUGCGAAUUUGCCGUAACGCUUUUUUGCACUGUGAUUGAUUCCGCGUCACAUCAUUUCUAAUUUCGUCGAGUUGCUAAAGAAGCAAAUGAGGUAUUAAAUUUAUAGGGACCUUUCCCUAUCUUCACCAAACUGUUCUCAUUCUCUAUCAUUCAUAUUCAUCUAUCACAAACACACACACAACCAUCAUCACUAGCUCCUUCCUUCACUCGUUCUCGAGCUCUCCAGAUCUUGUCUCUCCCGGCAGCCAUGGCGGAGAAGGUGACCAAAAUGUUGAUAAAGGUGGAUCUGCAGUGCUCGCGCUGCUACAGGAAGAUCAAGAAAAUCCUCUGUAAAUUUCCCCAAAUCCGAGACCAGAUAUACGAUGAGAAGCAGAACACGGUGACGAUCACCGUCCUGUGCUGCAGCCCGGAGAAGAUCCGGGACAAGAUCAUCUGCAAGGGCGGCGAGACGGUGCAGAGCGUCGAGAUCCUGCCCGACAAGCCCAAGGAGCCCGAGAAGAAGCCGGAGAAGCCCAAGGAGCCUGAGAAGAAACCCGAGAAGCCGAAGGAGCCCGAGAAGAAACCGGAGAAGCCGAAGGAGCCGGAGAAGAAACCCGAGAAGCCCAAAGUUGUGAUCGUCGAGCCUCCGAAAGAAACCCCCAAGCCCACUCCCGCUCCAGCGCCGGCACCUGCACCUGCACCACCCCCGAAAGCCCCCGAACCGGCCCCGCCGAAGCCUCCGGCGCCGACACCAGCACCGCCGCCCCCGAAGGCGCCAGAGCCGGUGUCAGGCUACCCGCCAGUGCCGAUGUAUCCGAUGGUGGGGGUGUGCUGUUGUCCAUGUUAUGUAGGGUAUGGUGGGGGACCAUGUUAUUGUCAUGGGCAGGGGAGGCCGGUGAUGUGCCACGAUGGAUGCGGAAGACCGGCUUACGAGUGUCAAGGUGGGAACAGGGGUUACUACGUGAGCCGGUGCGAUUACUUCAGUGAAGAAAAUGCCGCUGGAUGCACCGUCAUGUGAAUCGAGUUCAAACUUUCUCACGUCGAUUGUCAAUGUAAUAACUCAGUGAAAGAUGCAUAAGUCAAUUUUUGAGGGCUAUCUUAGGUUCUUUAUCUUCUUCGUGGGUAUAGAAAGAUUUGAUAAGGUUGGUGGUCUGGUAUAGUGUGGUAUAUGUGGUCAAAUAAUUGUCCAACACAUGACUUGUUACUUGUCGAUUUCUUCAUUUCAAUAAAACUCUAAGUCCCUUUCAUGUC
Syzygium oleosum is the source of this 1240-nucleotide messenger RNA. Its product is annotated as protein PYRICULARIA ORYZAE RESISTANCE 21-like. Lineage: Eukaryota; Viridiplantae; Streptophyta; Magnoliopsida; Myrtales; Myrtaceae. Gene Ontology annotation, molecular function: metal ion binding. Gene Ontology annotation, biological process: regulation of defense response to fungus. The record is from RefSeq and is a predicted model, not a curated record. The transcript is spliced from 3 exons. Bases 258 to 1007 code for a protein of 249 amino acids.